Drosophila serrata is the source of this 1719-nucleotide messenger RNA. RefSeq lists its product as uncharacterized. Lineage: Eukaryota; Metazoa; Arthropoda; Insecta; Diptera; Drosophilidae. The record is from RefSeq and is a predicted model, not a curated record.
UCUAUACGUCCCACUCGACCCACCUCAAAGCGCCCACAGUUUACGUUGAGAGAGACGGAUGUUCCCACAUCCAAAGGGACAACAACAGGACGUAGCAACUUUCGUCGUCAGCCUGCCAGUGGAAGUACAUCUUUGAGGCGUACAGCUACAAGUACAGGAACUUCAAAUAAUCGAAGACUUAAAAAUUAUGGAAACUUUGGAAAUAAUAAAAAAACUUUUGACAAUGGCCGAUUAUCUAUAAAUACUUCCCGUUCCCGUAAUACCAACUCGAAUAACGCAUUGAGCAGAGGAAGAGGAGGGAGUCGAGGUCGUAAUCGUAAUGACUAUUCCCCAGAUCUACCAGCCAUUAAUCAGGAAACUCAACCAAUAACAGUUACUCAUUUUCUACCUGCCGAAGUAAUGAUACCAGUAAUCAAUGGACACGUCACCGAGUAUAAAAAUAUAGUUACUGCUAAAACCAGCACCGAAAUUGUUGGACAAAAUCAAGUAACACAAUUUGCAGGGCCGAAUGGAUUGACUUCGUUAUAUUUAAAUCGUGAAGAAACGAGUGUAAACAAUGCUGGAACUACAGAGCAUACAAAGUUUUUGCUACAUGAAUCCAUAACAAGUACGAUUAUAUUUACACCAACAACUAUUCGUGGCAGAAAGACUUCAUUUUCGCACAUUUUACCAUCCACUGCGUAUUCGGUUGAGUAUCUAGUAACGACUGUCCAGCCACAAAUCUCGGCAAAUGCUCCUCUUGCUAAUAUAUUAUUAUCCCAAUUACUUUUGGGUAACCUUAACCUUCCAGGUCAUCCCAUAAUACAACAUCCAAGUGCCCUUCCAGCUAUAGUACCGACUUCUGUUGAACCCGUUACCGAAUAUCGAACUCACACCUCCACAUAUGUAACCACGAUUUUUGAUGGAAAAUCUACUAUACUUCCAGUGACGUUUCAAGGCAAAAAGAUAUUAACAACGGUCUAUGAUACAACAGCGGAGGUAAUAACAGCAACGGAAUAUAGCGUAGAUACUAUAGUUAAUACUGCUCCAGUGAUUCAGAGUCAAAUUCAACAACAGUCUGUUCAGCAAGUAAAUAAUUUAUUAUUGCAGCAACUACUUUUACAACAACAACAGCAGGAAGCUCAAGCCAUAUCUAAGACUUUGUCGCCACAGGUAUUCCUAAGUAAUAAUUUACAGGACUUAGAGGAUGCUACGCGAUCUAUAAAUGAAGAUUUUUCUGAUUUGUUAAUCAAAACGGAAGCCGAGCAGCCGACGAAAAGUCCGCGAAAAAAGUCUAGAAAGUCGGGAGGAGGUCACAAUAGACGCCAUAAACAAAAUCAAAACAUGGAGAUUAUAGAACAACUGGAACCGGACCAACAAAGCAUUGUAACUUUAUAUAUAUCCGGACGUAGACCCGGGGAAUUUAGCACUGUUUUAUCGACUGUAAAUGGCUAUGAUCACUCGGCUUCAUUGCACAAAAGACAAGCAUAUUUAAGCAGUCAUGUAACAAAUGCGAAUCAAUUUCAACCAGAAAAUACUCUAUUAUCAAGGGAUCGCAAAGAGAUAAUCCCAAACGAAGAAGAUUCAACUGAAUUAAGCCGAAGAACAACAUCAUUAGAAAGCAUUGUGGGAGAUGUUGAUCGUUGGCUAUCACAAUCGACACGACAGUCAAUGCUACCAGAAAAAAAAACCAUUAUAAAUCUUGGUUUAAUAAAUAAUAAAAGCAAAACAAUUUCUUAA